CGCAAGAGUACACGUCAUCACAGGCCCAAGGAAUGACCCGCGAUGGGUCGGCGUCAUGAUCUAGCUCCACUACGCGGAGCCCAAGGUGUGCCGCUGCUUCCUGCUGGGCCUGUGCCCGCACGACGCGCUUGCCGGCACCAAAAUGGCAAUGGACGCCUGCUCCAAGAUCCACAACUACGCGCUCAAGGCCAACUUCGAGAACGGCUCCAGGAUGUACCGGCCAGGACAGCACCACUUCUACGAGCUCGCGGUACUCGCCUACCUACAAAAGGUGAUCCGCUCGUGCGAGAUCCUGGACCGGGCCAAGAAGGGCCGCCUGACGCGGUGCCAGUCGACCGCGCGCAGCGAUCGCCAUGGCGACAAGGAGGCCACGCUCAAGUCCUACGGCGACAUGAUGGACAAGAAGCUCAUCGAGGCCGAAGAUCUCGGCAACAAGGGCAAAGUGCAAGAGGCGCUCGCUGUCAUCAAGGAGGUCGAGUGGCUCAAGCGGCGCCGAAACCGAUUCGAGAGGAUGCUGGACCGCAAGUCCAACGAACCGGUCAAGGAGCACAAGCAGAACAUCUGCGAGGAGUGCCAGCUCUGCAUCGGCCUCGACAACGAGCAACGCAUCGCCAACCACUCGAGCGACCGGCUGCACAACGCCAUACUCGACGUGCGCCGAAAGAUAGCCGAGCUCACUGCCUGCCUCGAGAAGCCGCAGGUGCCGGGCAACUGGUCGCGCCUCGAAGCCACGCAGCAGCAGUCGACAUCGCGCCUCGACCAGGGCGCAUAGCUAUUCAUCCAGGUCGUCCAGGUCUAGCAGCAGCAGCAGCAGCCGUAGCCGAAGUCGCAGCCGCAGGAGGUCCUACAGCUCCGACAACUGCAGUAGCAGCAGCGAAUGCUCGUCGACUUCCCGAUCUAGGUCACGUUCAAGGUCGCGCUCGACGUCCCGGCACCGCUCUCGAGGGUCCCUGCUCGGAGUCGCACCGGAAGUCGCGUUCCAGGUCACCGCCACGGAGGUCGUCGAGGUCCCGGUCCAGAAGCCGCUACAGCCGCAGCUGCUCGCGGUAUUGUAGCAGAUCCUACAGCCGGUCGUGCAGGCGGCGUGUAGCUGCUCGUGCCGCAGUGAAUAAACUGACAGAUCACAAGGUCACGCGAAGCACCAUAGUGUGUCCAGGUGCCGGAGUCGCUCACAUUCAAGGCACAGCCGUGGCCACAGCCAACGGAGUGGA
Molecule: messenger RNA, 1211 nt
Organism: Dermacentor silvarum
Lineage: Eukaryota; Metazoa; Arthropoda; Arachnida; Ixodida; Ixodidae
Product: putative RNA-binding protein Luc7-like 2
Exons: 2
Coding region: 143-772 (209 amino acids)
Biological process (GO): mRNA splice site recognition
Cellular component (GO): U2-type prespliceosome; U1 snRNP
Molecular function (GO): mRNA binding
Source: RefSeq, a predicted model, not a curated record